Molecule: messenger RNA, 930 nt
Organism: Oncorhynchus keta (chum salmon)
Lineage: Eukaryota; Metazoa; Chordata; Actinopteri; Salmoniformes; Salmonidae
Exons: 3
Coding region: 38-508 (156 amino acids)
Biological process (GO): peptidyl-histidine dephosphorylation
Cellular component (GO): cytosol
Molecular function (GO): protein histidine phosphatase activity
Source: RefSeq, a predicted model, not a curated record
ACGCUGUCUUUAAACGGUAGAACACGCCCUAAACCCGAUGAGGCAGUCGUUUCAUGAGCACUGUGCUGCAGGAAUGGUGUAUGUCGUAGGCAGAGCAGUGACAAGGUUGUGCGUCCCGUGUACAGUGCGUAUUUUCACAGUCGCAAUGGCAGACGCUUUGGGUAAAGUCCCCGACGCUGAAGUCGAUCCAGAGGGAACAUUUAAGUAUAUUUUAGUGAGGAUAAAAGUAAAAGAUGGAACUGAAUACAAAGAUAUAGUGAGAGGCACAAAAAGUGCUGGGCAGUAUCACAAUCAUAUAUUUGAGAAGGUCACCCCACCAAUAAUGGCUUUGGGACUGGAGUGCAACUGUCUUGGAGGAGGGAAGAUUGAGCACAACAGCAAAGACAAAAAACUGCGUGUUUUUGGGGAAUCAACUGGCUAUGGCAAAGCAGAUCAUUCAGUGUCUGUUGAGAAGCUGAAGAGUGUCUUCAAAGACUACGAGAUCACAUGGUCUGAUGAUAAAGAAUAGAUCACAUGGUCUGAUGAUAAAGAAUAGAUCACAUGGUCUGAUGAUAAAGAAUAGAUCACAUGGUCUGAUGAUAAAGAAUAGAUCACAUGGUCUGAUGAUAAAGAAUAGAUCACCUGGUCUGAUGAUAAAGAAUAGAUCACCUGGUCUGAUGAUAAAGAAUAGAUCACCUGGUCUGAUGAUAAAGAAUAGAUCAAUCACAUGGUCCUGGUAAACAAUAGAUCACCUGGUCCUGGUAAACAAUAGAUCACCUGGUCCUGGUAAACAAUAGAUCACCUGGUCCUGGUAAACAAUAGAGGGAAACUCCCCCUUUGUAUAUGUCUGCUAAUAUCUGCCUUAUGGCUCAACACUCCUGUUAACAAAACAACACACAUGUCACUGCAAUGAUUUCAAAUCAUUAAAAUAAAAAAAAAGUUUUUUUUUCA